AGCGCCAUAAGAUACCUCUGCAUUUCCUAAGAAAAAUGCCUUGCUAUAGCUGUGAGCUAAAGAAUCUGGUUUAUUUAGAACGUUGAUAAGAAAUAAUUGGAUUGUUCUCUUUAGCUAUUAGAAAAAUGACGAAAGCUCUGGCGCAUAUAUUUUGCAUUUUUGCUAAAAGAAAUUCAAGUUAAACAAAGUUAUAUACGUUUAGUAAAGCCUCGGAUCUUCCACAGAGACGUAUGUGGUAUCAGAGUAACUGUUCGUUGAUAGAGUUAAGUGUGUCUUUAGUUUACUGGAUCGCUGCUUUUCAGUAAGAAAUAUUUGAUCUAAAUUGAUAUUAUUAGCUGGUUUUAAUUAACUUUGCUUUAUGUUAUUAGAUCAUAAAGUGGAAAGUAUGGCAACAUGAUAUUGACGUAUGAGAACCAUACUUUUGUUUUGAACUUUCACGGUGAGUGUGUACAAGACCGUGACAGUUGACUUUUGGGUUUUUGUCUCAUAGUUAACUUUCCUUUGUCGCUUUCGUUUUGUCGGUAUUUCAUCUUCAUUAUUCAUACUCGGUAUAUUAUCUGGAUUAGCAGAGGAAUUAUUCAUUGCAAAUAAUAUGUAUUAUGUAAUAUUUAAAUAUCUUAUUUUUUCUGUUAGCUUCGUUGAUAAUCCAUAUCGUACCAUGUUCUACGUUAGUAUUUAGAAAACUUGGGCGUUUUUAUUUCACUAUUGUUAUAUCAGAGAAACAUGACAACAAUGACGUUGCUCUGUGUGAUAAUCAUGGUUGUGAUCGUUACGGCGUUAGGCGCUUCUGAAAUCGAGAACAUUGUAAUGUUCGCUAAAGCCCAACCUAAAGUAGCCGCAACUUUCCGACAAAAAGCUUUAGCAGCUGCGGGGGGUACUCAUCGCACCAUACGGUUAUUGGUUUUAGCUCCAGAAGAUCCGACUCUUCCGUAUUGUCUGAGUAAAGUAUUAACUGGAGUAGCGUACGCUGUUCGCAAGUUGGAAGCACAAGGUGCUCAGGGUCCUCUCGGAGGACGUUCACUAGAGGUUUAUAGAAAAAAUACACAAUGCUCUUCAAAACAUGGUCCUCUAGCUGCAAUUGAUUCUUACAUCUCUGGUGAAGUGGACGUUUUUCUCGGUCCACUCUGUCCGUACGUACUUGCACCAUUGGCUCGUUACUCCGUUGCUUGGAAUAUACCUCUACUAACUGCUGGUGGACAGAAUGAAAUAUUUGACAAGAAAAAGCCUUAUUAUAACCUCCUGACCAGGAUGAACGGUUCAUACACUCAAAUUGGCCACAUCUUUCGAAAGAUAUUGAGUAGGUUUCACUGGUAUGUAAUGGCACUGCUUUUCCACAAUUUUGACGAUAAGAGUAAGGGCAACUCGAACUGUUUCUUUACUCUCGGUGCCGUUUACACUGAGUUGGAAAAAAAGGCACACUAUAAGAGCUUUGACGAAACCAGUCCGAAAACAAACUAUACAAGCAUCCUUAUACAUGUGGCUAAACACGCGAGAGUGAUCGUGAUGUGCGCCUCUCCCGAUACCGUUAGAGAGAUCUUAUUAGCAGCGGAACAGCUAAAUAUGGUGGACAGCGGCGAGUACGUCUUCUUCAGCAUAGAACUUUUCAUAAGUAAAAAAGAAAGUGAAAUUCCGUGGCUUCGAAAAAAUGAUACUGAGGAGAGGAAUGUGCAAGCUCGAAAAGCCUAUGAAGCUCUGUUGAUAGUGACUGCAAGAAAGCCUGAAACUCCUGACUAUGCCGAGUUUUCUCAUACUGUCAAGAACACAGCAAAAACAAAUUUCGGGUUUGAUUACGGUGAAGAAGAGGUUAAUACCUUUGUUACGGCCUUUCACGAAGCUGUUCUUCUCUACGCCUUAGCCUUGAAUGAAACAUUAACGGAAGGUGGAAGUAUUACCAACGGUAGUGUUAUAACACAGAAAAUGUGGAAUCGCACCUUUGAAGGAAUUACAGGAAAUGUGAGUAUUGACGAAAACGGGGAUCGAAAUGCAGAUUAUUCUCUCUUAGAUAUGGAUCCAAAGACCGGCCUAUUUCAUGUGGUGGCCAAUUACUUUGGUGUAAGCAAACAAUUUGUAGAAGUUCCAGGAAAGAAAAUACACUGGUCUGGUGGCCGCCAGGGACCUCCACCAGAUAUUCCAACUUGUGGAUUUGACGGUUCCAAAUGUCUUGAUAAUGAUGUUCCUCACUACAUGGUGGUCAGUGCCGUUCUAAGCGUCUUAUUCCUGGUAUUUUGCAUAUUCUCCUUCUUCGCGUACAGACACUUUAAAUUGGAAGCAGAACUAGCGUCCAUGACAUGGAAGAUAAAAUGGGAUGAUAUUAUAACAACAUCUUCAAAUCAGCGGAAGGGACUGGGUUCUCGAAAAAGUUUAACCCGACUCAGUCAUAUGAGCGUAUGUUCUUCGGAUACUUUUGCUUUGACUGCUCCAAACAGACAGGUGUACAUCAGGACGGGGUAUUAUAAGGGUACAGUAGUAGCCAUUAAGCCUAUCAACAAAUCUCGCAUUGAUAUUACCCGCACCUUACUAUUGGAACUGAAAAGGAUGAAAGACCUGCAGCAUGACCACAUUGUUCGGUUUCUGGGUGCAUGCGUAGAUCCUCCUCAUUGUUGCUUAGUGACGGAAUACUGUCCAAAAGGUAGUCUACAAGAUAUCUUGGAGAACGAGGAAAUCAAGCUUGACUGGAUGUUCCGGUACUCGUUGAUGCAUGACUUAGUCAAGGGCAUGGCUUAUCUACAUAACAGUGAUAUUCGUACCCAUGGAAACCUUAAGUCAUCAAACUGUGUGGUCGAUAGUCGAUUCGUUUUGAAGAUCAAAGAUUUCGGGCUCCACAGUUUCCGAGUUUACGAAGAGAAUGUUGAUGAAGCUUCAUACGCCUACUGGAGAAGAAAGUUGUGGACAGCUCCUGAGUUGUUACGCAUGUCUAAUCCACCACCAGAGGGCACACAGAAAGGAGAUGUAUAUUCCUUUGCCAUCAUCGCUCAUGAAGUUGUUGUACGACAAGGAUGUUUCUUCUUAGGUCUAAUGGAGCUUAGUCCCAAAGAAAUUGUGGAGCUGGUAAAGAAAAAUGAUAAACCAUAUUUUCGUCCUUUGCUUGAAGAAGACUUGUGUGAUGAAGAGUUGGCCUACAUGAUCAAGCGUUGUUGGGCUGAAGAUCCGGCUGAGCGCCCGGAUUUCCAGAACCUAAAAUCCAUUAUCCGGAAGCUCAAUAAGGACAAUGAAAGUGGAAACAUCCUUGAUAACCUGCUGUCUCGUAUGGAACAGUACGCCACAAACCUGGAAUCACUGGUUGAAGAACGAACAGCAGACUACUUGGAGGAAAAACGGAAAGCUGAAGAUCUCCUCUACCAGCUUCUUCCAAAGUCAGUAGCCAGUCAAUUGAUUCGAGGAGAGGCGGUAACAGCCGAGUCUUUUAACUGUGUUACAAUCUACUUCAGCGACAUAGUAGGCUUUACGACAUUGUCAGCACAGAGUACUCCAAUGGAGGUUGUGAAUCUUCUCAACGAUCUUUACACCUGUUUUGAUUCAGUGAUUGAAAACUUUGAUGUGUACAAGGUCGAAACUAUUGGCGAUGCAUACAUGGUUGUUUCAGGGCUUCCUGUUCGAAACGGAAAUAAGCACGCACAGGAAAUUGCACGGAUGUCACUUGCACUUCUAAAUACAGUGAAAAAUUUCGAGAUUCGCCAUAGACAAGGAGAACAACUUCUCCUACGCAUUGGAAUUCAUACAGGUCCUUGCGUUGCCGGAGUUGUAGGCCUCAAGAUGCCCAGAUAUUGUUUGUUCGGUGACACUGUCAAUACCGCCUCAAGGAUGGAGUCCAACGGAAAACCCUUAAUGAUCCACAUCAGUUUAACAACUAAAGAGGUUUUAGAUCAGUGUGGAGGAUUCCAAAUGAAACUUCGAGGAGAAGUAGAAAUCAAGGGUAAAGGUAAAAUGACAACUUAUUGGCUGCUUGGUGAAGAUUCCCCUUCAAACUGAGGUGACUGAGGAUACGAAAUUUUUCAGAAAUGUCAAUUUUCCUACUUAAUCCCAUCAGAAUUAUUGACGUUUCCGUCCAAUGGCACAGAUAAAGAUAGCUUAUGACUCGACCUGACACGUUUUGAAGAACAUGAUCUCACAACCUUUAGUCAGUUGUUUAUUGACAAAUGUUAAUUUUGUAUGUUACAGUAAAAUAUUAGAACAUUUGCUUUAAGUGUGUUAUGUAAUGAAUGUUAACAUCAGAUCGCUUAAGGUUUCAUUUCCAAAUAAUCCAGAACAUCCUUAUUGAAAGAUGUGGAUCUGGCGUCAGUUAAAGACAGCUUUCUUUCUAGUAGCCUGUUAAGGACAUAUAUUUGAUUUAGAAAAAAGGAUGAUAGAAGAAAUUAAGGUAAGGUCAAAUAAAUACCGUUUGCGAGUGGGAUGUAUCAAUUAUAAUGUUUCUUUUACAGACUGCAUCUGCUCUAGCAUUCGUUAACCUUCGUGUGUGUUAUGUAUUAUUAUAUGAUAUGUAUGCUUUAGGCUGAUAUGGUACGUAUAUGAUAUGUAUGCUUUAUGCUGACGUGGUACGUAAACCUUGCCUAUGUAUUCCAUCUCAAGAAUAAUUGUGAUGUACUACAAAGUAAGUUGAAUUAUCUUAACUGGACACAUGAGAAAGUUCAAAUUAAUAUUUCGUGUGUGCCGUUACUGCUAAGAUAUAACACUGGCAUAGAUGUACAUAAAAAUCAAUUUCGCUCGACACAGUUCCUUUUAUGAUGUCAUAAAGAUAAUCACAAUGACGUUAUGGGAUCUCAGUUUCCAUGGAAACGAUACCUUUAUUUGUACAUCACUGAAUGGAGCUUUAUAUAAGUAAGUGGGAAAAAACUUAUUCACUUUAAUUUCGAUUUAUAAAUCUGCCUUUAUAUUUUUUGAUACUGAAAAAGUGCUUAAAGUUUGGUGCCGUAAAGUGAGCCUAAUAUGACUCAUAUUAAGUCCAUAAAAAUUAAACAUAUAUUAUAUCUUAAGUUAGUUGAAAAGCUGAACAGCCUCAAAAUCCCCAAAAAAUGCACAUAGCUCUAAAAAACACAAUAUAAAAGAGGAAAAUAAUUCUGUUUCCGGUCAUCUUGUGAUGUCGAUCUGAUGAUAAUGCCACAUUGAUCUAAUGGUUUUAUAAAUAUGGUUCAACAGGAAAUAAUUUAUGUAAGACCGAUUGUUUUAUAACUUAUUUGUUUGUUUAUAGUUAAGCACAAAGCUACAAAAUGGGCUAUAUAUGCUCUGCCCACCACGGGUAUCGAAACCCGGUUUCUAGCUUUGUAAGUCCGUAGACAUACAUACCGCUGUGACACUGAAGGGCUGUUUUUAUAACAACAAAUUCAGAAACUAUGACAAUAACUUUACUUAAAAAGCACUUAAGUUAUUCCUAUUUUUUUCCUGGCUGAAAAACACGUGUUUAUCAUCAGACUGAAAGAAAGUAAAUGGUUCCUUAGAGACUUCUUAACCUUUGGAUCAAAUAUACCAUGAUGGCGAUGGAAAAUAAUAGUAAUUAUUUAUUUUAAUAUUACAAAUAGACUUAUUUUUACUACAAUUAUAUAAUAUUCCCUAAGAAAGACGAAGUUCAAUAAUAAUAUUCAAAUAUUAUUACUUUAAAGUGUUUUAUAUGCAAACGAAAUAUUUUGUAAGAAUACAAAACAGGUUAACAAAGUUAUUAUAAAGUGGAACUGUAGCAUGUUUUGUUACAACGUUGUAUAUCUUUGAAUAAGACAAGAAGAAGAAAAAAGGCAGCGUGUUUGUAAUACACCGAAUUCUUAUGUAGGUGAGCCCAGGUGAUUUAGAAUACUUCAUUAUGACACGACAGGCCAGAUUCAAUUAUACAAUGACUAUUUAAAAGUAGUAAUUGGAUUAAAAGGAUGGCUGGUUUGGAUAAGAAUGUGAGGAUGUUAAUACACGGGAACGAUAUUCAUAUAGUGUUGAAGUACUGUCUAAAACUGAGAAGUAACUGGUGAUCUAUAUGACAGUGAUAACUAUUAUACAUCAUAACACUGACAUUGAAGUCGUUUAGGAUACAGAACGACACAUCAAUUAGGAUAUGCCUACUAUGAUUGAUAUAUUCACGAAUUUAAAAAGCUAGUAUGUGGCUAUAUUCAUGAAGUUGAAAAAGGUUAAUAGAUGAUUAUAUUCAUAAAGCUGAAAAUGUUUAGUAGGUGGCCAACAGUCUAAAUACAGUAUUACUUCGAUCAAACUCAAUUGUAAGUUUAUUCACUCGUUGGUCGAAAUUACCAGUAACUAAAAACGACCAGUACUUUUAUGGUAAAGUACUAAUGAUUGGAGAAAAUAUAACUUACUCGUUGCUCAUAUUAACAGAAUAAAUUGUUUGUAGUUGUCGUGAUUGAAUGUAUUGUGCCCAAUGUACUUAGGCUUUGAAAUAAAUGUAUUUUCUCUCUUUAAGCGAAAGACUUAAAGAAUCAGAA
Molecule: messenger RNA, 6413 nt
Organism: Limulus polyphemus (Atlantic horseshoe crab)
Lineage: Eukaryota; Metazoa; Arthropoda; Merostomata; Xiphosura; Limulidae
Product: atrial natriuretic peptide receptor 1-like
Exons: 22
Coding region: 724-3969 (1081 amino acids)
Biological process (GO): cGMP biosynthetic process; receptor guanylyl cyclase signaling pathway; intracellular signal transduction
Cellular component (GO): membrane
Molecular function (GO): ATP binding; protein kinase activity; peptide receptor activity
Source: RefSeq, a predicted model, not a curated record